This is a messenger RNA of Gilbertella persicaria, 1281 nucleotides long. RefSeq lists its product as uncharacterized. The transcript is spliced from 2 exons. Gene Ontology annotation, molecular function: protein binding. NCBI's taxonomy places the organism in Eukaryota, Fungi, Mucoromycota, Mucoromycetes, Mucorales, Choanephoraceae. The record is from RefSeq and is a predicted model, not a curated record. The coding region runs from base 1 to 1218 and encodes 405 amino acids.
AUGUUGCGACACUAUUUGACUCGAUUCAACAAUAAUGCACUCAGAUAUGGACGUCAACUUCAGUUGAGAACAUUUGCUUCUAAAAAUCCAUCUCAGUGGAGAAAAACCGAUCAUGACACUAAAAAGCAACCUCAAAUAUCAACACCAGGUCGUCGUUAUAUUGAAGUAGAUUCUCCUUUAGCAAAAGCCAAUCGAUAUACCUAUGUUAAGCCUGAUGACCCCUUUUAUGCCUCCGAGAAAGUGACUCGUAUAUUGAGUAUGGGCACUGUAGAUGACGCAGCAGAUUAUGUGAAAGCACUUCCUAUCUAUUUACAAUCCACAGUGGUAUGGAACCAAUUACUCGGUUAUUGCGCCAGACAUGGUAGAGCCAAUUAUGCUGAAAAUUAUUAUGUCCAAAUGCGGAAAAGAGGAUUCGAGCCCAAUGAACGUACAUUUACACAUAUGCUUACAGCUUAUGCCAAAAGCAAUUCACCACAAGCCGUUGAACAAGCAGAAUCCUGGAUACAAAAAAUGAAAGACUUUAAUUUACAACCCUCAACCAUUCAUAUCAAUAACCUUAUGCGUGUCUAUAAUAAUAAUCAACUAGCCAAGAAAACCAUAGAGACACUAAAGCGUAUUUCUGUGGAUACCAUGACCAUUCCUGAUGCUGUAACAUAUACAAUUGCACUACAAGCAUGUCCUCAACUGCCACACGGUAUAGAUUCUAUCAAUUACAUUUGGAGAGAUGUAAUGUUUCGUUUAGAAAAGAAAAGUCGACAACCUACUUCUCUAUUAGCACAAAAAGCUCAAAAAAUUGCAGUUUCUUCAGAGCCCACAGUCGCUACUAGUGCUCGAGAUGCUGACUUGGCAAUCGAUGAUUCAUUGGUCGUUGCUCUUCUUAAUGCUACUGCUCAAUCAGCACAUAGACAAGAUGAUAUCAUUGUAGUAUUGACUACCCUUGACCGUCUUUAUUCUUUAUGUCCACCAGAAGCAGAUCAAAUAAUGCGGAAAUACCAUGUCGAUCGAAAAACUGGGUUUGGAUUCCCACUUUCUGUCAAAGUAUUAGAUGCUAUUUUACGAUUCUCAGGCAGAGUCAAACAAUACAAACUUGGACAAGUAUAUUAUCAAUUAGCACUGCAGCAAUAUCCCCGCUUAAAACCAGACAAGUACUGUCUUAGUGCUAUUAACUGGAUUGAUAAACAAGUAAAGCCUCGUCCUUCGUUUCAUAAAAGAAAAUAGAAUAAAAAUGCAUGGUUGACAAGGGGAGUUUAAACCUUCAAACCUGCCGCUGUUACAGAUUUU